AUGCAGAUGGUAUCUAGCAAGCUCGUCGAAAUGCUGCUGACGCUGUUUUUCCUCAGCGACACGUUCCUCAAGUGGAGCAUCGAAUUGCCAGAGACCCGCAUCGGCCCCCCAGAUCAGCUGGCCACGCUGGUCUCCGGCUGCUACCUGUGCGUGGUGGAGUUGCUGCUGGCCGUGCUGGGCCUGCGAGCUUUCGACGUCUCCGAGCAGGUAUACCCCACCCCCGACCUGACCGCGGGUUAUCCCCUGGACAUGGUGGCCCAGCUGCAGCUCUGCGGCGUCCGCCAGGGCGCCUACGCCCUCCUCUCGCGUCUGGAGGCGCAGGCCCAGGCCCCGCUGCCGCCGCUCCGCGAGAGCAGCGGCGAGGACUCGGACGAUGCCACCGGGGGGGCGAGAGUGCCAGCGAGACCUCGGGCCUCAGCCGGCGGCAGCUGCUGCAGGAGGCCCCGUGCGGCAGCCGCCGGCGUCCGAGCGAAGGGCUCCAGCGGCAACGAGCAGCGGCUUCUCGUGCCCGUCCCCGAUGGGCGGGUCCCGCGCGUGGGCGCUUGGCCGGCGGCCAGGCGGUGGCGGCCACGCUGCCGCAGACCUCGCCAGAACAAUUGA
Prorocentrum cordatum is the source of this 600-nucleotide messenger RNA. Lineage: Eukaryota; Dinophyceae; Prorocentrales; Prorocentraceae. The record is from the annotation of a GenBank genome assembly.